AGUUGAAGUUUCAGGCGGGCUAGUUUGAAAUAAACAAGAUGGAUUUGAUAUCUGCGCUGCAGUUCCUAAAGUUACACGAAAUCCCAAAAGCCUGGGUGGAUGCAGUGUGGGACUUGGAGUUCACAGAGAGGAAACCACUAGAUGAACCUUUAGAGGAAGAUCUCGCUGCCAGUGGACACAAGGCCUUCAGAAACCUCUAUCAGUGUUUACUGGCUCAUGCUGCUGAGCAACAACACUCUGUAGGGAAUGAUGGAGCUUCAUUGAGUAUCUGGGUGAUUCUUAAUGAAAACGGCAUGUCGGUUAAGACUCUGGUGGCGGUGCUGUCCCUCUUCGUUCUGAGGGUGAAGACCAAAGUGCCCAGCGUCAAGCAGAGGGUGAGCGGACUGUACGCUGCCUCGCUCUACUUGCUGCUGCUGGGAAUCCCAGGCAGCAUUUCCAACCAAGGUUUCCAUGAAGUUUUAUUGGACACAUGCUCUGACCUGACCUCACACUGCUGGCCUCAGGACUCUGGGAAGAAACGCAAGAAGGAUGGUCUGAAGAACUCCCAGACGGACGGAAAACGUUCAAAACACCAGAGAAAAGAAACUGCAGAGAUGGAAGUGGAUGAGGAAGAGGAGGAAGAGGAGGAGCUUAAUUUCUCUAAACAGGACCUGAUGAAGAUGAGAGAAGCUGUUGCUCAUUUGGUUCAAAGCCUUCUCAGACUCCUGCAAACAUUUCCACUGAAAGACAUGCCUCUGACUGCCAGCAACUUCACACAGAUCUUCAGUAAGCUGCUUUACUUUGAACCUGUCAUCUGCGAGCUGACCUUCGCAGCUCCACAAGAUGUCACACAGCUGAGGAGUGUUCCAGAGAUGGCUUUCUACGGCCUGAAGCUGCUCUGCUCACCAAAACAUGGAGACCAGAAAGACUCCCUGCGCAGGGUGUUUCACCGGCUUCUCUACGUCAUCCUGAUGAUGAAUAAAGGAAACCACAGGAAGCCUUCCCUCCUCGUACCCAGCCAGGCCAUCCUUUCCACCCGAAACCAGGCCAUUCACUUUGUUUGUCAUCUCGUGGAGGAGCUGAAAGAGCUGGCAGAGCCUUUCCUUGAAAUUCUUCUGCAGCAUAUCUGUUUCCAGAUGGUGGAGAAAAGUGAGUUUAGAAUCCAUGGGGCCCAGGCUGUGGGCAUGUUAGUGUCUCAGAUGGCAAGUCCAGACUACGCCUGCUUCAUCAAGUGGCUGUUUAACUACUCCAGACACUCAAAGAUGGUGCACCGGCUGUUCUCGGUGGAUGUGGUGAUGGUUUUACUGGAACAGCCGGAGAGGAAGUUGGAGGAAUGUCAGGACCCGGAGCUCGCCAGCUUCCUGCCACACAAGUUCCUGAUCCAGAACCUGCUGUUUGCUCGGCGGAUGGAUGAAUCACCAACCGUCCAGGGCCACGCGCUGUCCUGCCUGGCUCAGUGCCUGGAGCUGCCCUCGCUCAAUGUCACCCGGGCGGUCCACAAUCUCUUUUCUGCCACUGGGACCCAGAUCAUCUUGGAAGGUGAACUCACAGAAGGAACUCUCGGCUCCCAGAACAAUCAGAAAACCUACCGAACUCUGCCGUUCAGGACUGUGGAGAUCAGCAGUGCUGACAGCUUCAGCUGUGAAGCUAAAGAGAACCUGGCUCAUCUUUUCCGCCGAGUGAAAGAUUCAAAGAUUAACGUGCGGAAAGCGGCUCUGCAGGCCUUGCUGGGUCUCCUGAAACACGGUGUAAUCCCCCUGAACUGGGAGAAUCUGGAGAGCCUGUCCGAGCGCAGCAGAGACCCUGCUGUGUCCGUGAAGAAGAAGGCCUUACAGUGUGUGGCAGAGCUGCUCGCUGCUAAGCCAGAGAGCAGGCUGGUCCAGAAGGCCUGGCUGCAUGGUGUGGUGCCUCCGGUGGUGGACUCUGAGACCUCAGUGCAGGAUAAGGCCUUAGAAGCUCUGAAUCAGGUGAUCCUCAGUCAGGUGAAGCGGUACUCUGCCAGCCGCCACAUGGAGGCCAGUGAGAGGCUGACCUGGGACCUGCUGGGCCUGCUGUGUGAUGAGUGCCAGAACCUGAGCCAAUAUUUCAGUAGAGCCUUCACCAUCUGGUCCAAACAGAAUAAGUUUACAUCCGCCUUCAUCACCAACCUGAUCUCACACACGGAGGCCGAUCACGCUGCCGGGGCCUGGCUGCUCCUCUCCAAGGUGGUCACUUCAUCCCCCAGACUGCCGUAUGAGAAGAUCCUGGAUGCCUGGGACACCAUGGUCAGUUCAAAAGAGGUGAACGUGACAACCUGCUGUCACAUUCUGUCUGUUGUGGGAGACAUUGCAGCUCAUUUGAAUGAAGACACCAAGGACAGGAUAGUUGCUGAUCUGAUGUCAUGGUUGAAGACCUUCGCUUUAUCUCUGGAAGUGAUCAGUGCUGCUGUGCAGACGCUUUACCAGCUUGGCUCCAGCGAGGAGAUCAAACAGACUCAGGCUUUUCUGAACCAGCACUGUGGUGAACUGGUGUCGACCUGCGAGGCGUAUUUAGCCGACAUCGUCCUCAAUGAAAACGGAGCCCAAAACCUGAACGAGGAGCUGAUGAUUAAACACCUUCACACGCUGGGUGUUGCAUCUCUCCACUGUCCUGCCAGGGUUGGAAAGAAGACGGUGCUGCUGGUGGAAUCUGUCCUCACAGCUCGUUUGGACAAACUGAAAGAGUGCCAGGAGGAGCUCCCAGCCUCGCUGCCUCUCUCUCAGUUCAGAGAAAACUUCCUGCCCUCCAGGGUCAAAGCACAUGGAGUCAUCACGUUAGGUAAACUGUGUCUCCAGCACGAGGAACUUGUCCAGAAGUACCUGCCAGUGUUUGCCAGGGAGCUCGAGGUCGGCACAGAGGUUGCUGUGCGCAACAACAUAGUGGUGAUCAUGUGUGAUCUGUGUGUUCGCUACACCAACAUCGUUGAUCACUACAUCCCCAACAUCUCCACCUGCCUGAGAGACGAUGUAGCGGUCAUCAGGGAGCAAACGCUCAUCAUGCUGACCAACUUGCUGCAGGAGGAGUUUGUGAAGUGGAAGGGGUCCCUCUUCUUUCGCUUUGUGUUGACUCUGGUCGACUCCGUCCCUGCUAUCGCCAGUCUGUGUGAAUACUGCCUCCUCCACCUCCUGCUCAAGAAGAACCCAGAAAUGUUCAGCCAGCACUUCAUCGAGUGCGUCUUCCACUUCAACUCCUACACCAAACACAAGUCCUACAACAGGUUCCCCCAGAGUGAGAGAGAAAAGGUUCGGUUUUCCCUCAAAGGAGCCCAACACAGUGAGAAGCGUUUCCGGAUCUAUCGCUUCCUCUUGGAGCACUUCACCAAUGCCCAGCGAUUCAACAUCAUCAAAAAGAUCAACCACAGCGUCUUAGCAUGCUUUGCAGACGGGGAGCUGCCUCUGGAUGCAGAUGGUGCUGAAAUCUUGUCUGAGACCUUUAAAGUCCUGAGUAUGAAGGAGAUGAAGCUGCAGGCCAUCUCUGCUCCAGCAGCUGGAGCUGCAGGGGAGGAGCCGGAGGAGGGGAACAUGGCCGUCAUGGCCAGAGCUGUGCUCCAGGCGGCUCAGGAGAAAGUCGUGUCUCAGGUCCAGAAGAAGGCCUUCAUAGAGGACACGGUUCCUUUAAUCAUCAGCCUGAAGAGCCUGCUGGAGCAGAAACGGUCCCCCAUCCUUGGAGACCUCAUGGCCUACCUCCAGGUGACCAUGCAGGACUACCGAAACGAGGUCAAGGAGUUGUUCUCCGGAGACGAGCAGCUGGCAGCUGAAGUGGAGUUUGCUUUCCAGACGGCAGAAAAGGAAAAAGAGAUGCAGAAGAGGAUGAAGAACUGCAGCCUGGUGGGAGACCCCAAAACACCUGCUGAACCGGGUUCAGUCCAGGGUUCUCCAGCCAGGCGGAGGCCUCUUCUACCUUUCACCUUUAACACACCACAGCCCCCUCGACCAGUCUACCCGUUAACCAGACUGACGCUGACUGAUCGCCGUGCGUCCAGACCCAGGCAAGAGGAACGAGGCCAGUCCAGGUCUGUGGCUCUGGAAGGAACAGUGAUGUUAAAAGGAGCUGCGAACAACAGAGCCUUCAGCACACCAAAAGGCAACAACAUCAACUUAACCUUUAAUGAAGGACUCAGCGCCAUCUUAAGUGAUCAAGGAACAAGUCUGAGUGAGGACACCAGCGUCCUUCAUGUCCAGCCAAAGGGACAGGAAGCUCCUGGACCGAGGCAGUGGAAUGUGCAGUCUCCUCUCCGCCAAAGAAAAAGAGUUUAGCUGUUUUACAGCUGAACUCUUAUUACUUGUAAUGUCGGUAUUUCUGUCCCAUUUGUAUUCUGACAUUAAUGUUUGUAUUUGUGUCUCUGUCCUUCAUUUUUUAACAAUAAAGCUUUGACUGUUCAUCAACA
This is a messenger RNA of Melanotaenia boesemani (Boeseman's rainbowfish), 4384 nucleotides long. RefSeq names its product non-SMC condensin II complex, subunit D3 (gene ncapd3). The coding region runs from base 39 to 4253 and encodes 1404 amino acids. The record is from RefSeq and is a predicted model, not a curated record. Gene Ontology annotation, cellular component: condensed chromosome, centromeric region; condensin complex. Gene Ontology annotation, molecular function: histone binding. The transcript has 35 exons. NCBI's taxonomy places the organism in Eukaryota, Metazoa, Chordata, Actinopteri, Atheriniformes, Melanotaeniidae. Gene Ontology annotation, biological process: mitotic chromosome condensation; meiotic chromosome condensation.